Pygocentrus nattereri (red-bellied piranha) is the source of this 3747-nucleotide messenger RNA. RefSeq names its product microtubule associated serine/threonine kinase-like (gene mastl). Gene Ontology annotation, molecular function: protein serine/threonine kinase activity; ATP binding. The transcript has 13 exons. The record is from RefSeq and is a predicted model, not a curated record. Gene Ontology annotation, biological process: intracellular signal transduction; peptidyl-serine phosphorylation. NCBI's taxonomy places the organism in Eukaryota, Metazoa, Chordata, Actinopteri, Characiformes, Serrasalmidae. Gene Ontology annotation, cellular component: nucleus. Bases 326 to 2998 code for a protein of 890 amino acids.
UUGAAAAAUUCAAAACAAGUGCGGCUCGACUGUCGGACCCGGAGCAUGGAGGCUCUACCGGCCGCUUUGGGGUAGGAAACUGCCAUCUGACACGGUGUGUUGUGCUGUUAUCGAUCAUAUUAGGCUGUUAUGAGCGGUUUAGAGGAGUUUGAUCGGUAUGUUUGGCAGAAAUCCGCCUGGCCCGUGUAACGGUUGUUAACGGUAGCUCUGCCGGGGUGCAGACCGGGAUGCAGACCGGGGUCUGACGGGAGGCGGUGAGUUACUUCAGCAGCUGGUUCGUCUAAACAGAAACACAGCACCUGGCUAGUCGAGGCAGUCCAGGGUGAUGGAGGCGUCGGAGAAGCCCGCGACCGCGGUGGAGGUGCCCAGACCGCCCACCAUCGACGACUUCGAGGUGGUGAAGCCCAUCAGCCGCGGCGCCUUCGGCAAGGUGUUCCUGGCGAGGAAGAAGAGCAACUCCAAGCUGUUCGCUGUGAAGGUGGUGAAGAAGUCGGACAUGGUAGACAAGAACAUGAGUGAUCAGAUGCGGGCGGAGAGAGAUGCUCUGGCCCUCAGCAAAAGUCCUUUCAUCGUACACUUGUUUUACUCUCUUCAGACGCCGGCUAAGGUGUAUUUGGUGAUGGAGUACCUGAUUGGUGGUGAUGUGAAGUCACUGCUGCACAUCUAUGGCUACUUUGAUGAGGACAUGUCAUUAAAAUACAUUUCAGAAGUGGCGCUAGCUUUGGAUUAUCUUCACCGACAUGGGAUCAUCCAUAGGGAUCUCAAACCUGACAACAUGCUUAUCUCCAAUGAAGGCCACAUUAAGCUGACUGAUUUUGGCCUCUCCAAAGUGAAACUUGACCGAGAACUGAAUCUUAUGGACAUAUUGACCACACCGUCUUUGGCAAAACCAAAGAAAGACUAUUUCAGAACGCCUGGUCAAGUUUUGUCCUUGAUAAGUUCCCUUGGUCUUAAUACUCCAGUGUUAGAAGGUAAACGUCACAGCAGCGCUUCAGCCGUGGCCAGCCCUGUGUCCUGUGGGAAAGUGGAGCAGAGAAAGAGUUUGCUAUCCUCUCCUUUGCCGUCCAGACGAAGGGACCACCUGUGUUCUCCUAUUUGUCCCGCACGAGCCCUUGGAGCUAACAGUGUCUUUAGCCCUGGUGUAGUGGCUAAAAGCCUGACACCAAGGCUGUUGAAGGCCAGGAAGAGGUUUGAGUCCUUAAGUGUUGGCAGCGCUCAUUCUUCUCUCCUGCUGUCUGCCACUGACUCUGAAAGCUGCAUCAGCCCACUGUGGGAAGAUGCGCAGACAUUAGAAGGCACCGAGAACCUCCCGCCUCCACAUGGAAAGGAUGUAGUUGACCAAGCUGGACAAAAACACCCCGUGACUGUUUCUGAGGGAAGAAUGAGAAGUGAAAUACAGACGUCUGGAAACGAGACUCCACUGACACCACUCCACAACCUAAACUCGAGGUCACGGUCUCUUAAUAAAGUCAUUGUGGACAAGAGUAACGUAAAGCCAGAUACUUCAGCAGGAAAAAGGCUCCACUUCACUGAAGCUGACAUCUGCCUUUCUCCCAGCAGGAAGACUCCUCUUAAACAGUCAUUUGAGAGCAGCCUUACAAAACCUGAGACGGGUUUCGCCUGCACUAGCCAGUCAUUGGAGAAAAUGUCGGCUCAAAAGUCAAGCUCUUCAGUAAAACGAGGGUUUGCAUUGGUGGACAAAAGCCCUGAACAAGCCGAGAUUAAAGCCAAGAAGAGUGACGUUGAGUACAGGAGAUGUUUUCCAAUUCCAGAGAAUGAUGCGAGAGGCCAUACUGGACUGACUGGGAUUUUCUCUGCUGUUGGGCUGGGUUGUGAAGAAGCAAUGUGGAAAGCCUCAGAUCAGAGAGCCAUGGGCAUCCCUAAACAGUCUAGCCCCGCUAAUGUGGCCAAGAAUCUUUUGUGUGAGCUGGAAGAGCCAGGGGAAAAUGGUGGUGCUUUGGCAAGCUCCAGCUUCACUUCUUCUCCUGAAGCUAACCGAGACCUGAGUAGAAGCCUUAGCCUAGAUUCAGACAAUUCGGUCCUUGAAAUGUCUGUGAUUACAAACACACCACCUCCAAAAAACUGUCUUAGAGGUGGUCUCUUGCCUUCAUUCCAGGAGCUGGAUGAAAAUGAAAGAUCUGCUGUGGUUCCACCACAGACAGAAUACUCUGACACACCGAAGCAGCAUCAGAAAACUGAAUCCGAUUGCUCCGUCUUGGACCAUCACAUUCGGUCCAGCAGCCUGGUCAGAUCACCUUCCUUCCUCAAACCCAGGAAUGUGGUGGCCUUCAGAAGCUACUGUAGCUCCAUUAACCGAUCAAACAUGUCCUGUAGCUCUCGCCUCAGUAUUGCCUCCAUGGAUGCCAUAGAUAUGUCGGCCUCAUCCUCCUUCCACAGUGCUCCAACUGCUGUGACCCCCGUGCAGAAGAAAAGGUCCAGCCUCAACAGCUCACUGUACCAGACUCCACAGCCUAUGGUUUUGUCUCACACCCCUUAUCGAACACCCAAGAGUGUCCGUAGAGGUCCAGGACCAGUGGAGGGGGCUCCCAUCCUAGGUACCCCUGACUACUUGGCCCCAGAACUUUUACUGGGCAAACAUCAUGUUGCAGGAACACUUGAGUGCGAUUUUAUGGUGGACUGGUGGGCACUGGGUGUCUGCCUCUUUGAGUUCCUCACUGGAGUACCACCGUUCAACGAUGAAACUCCUCAACUUGUGUUCCAGAACAUUCUCAACCGAGAUAUACCAUGGCCUGAUGGAGAAGAGGAAUUGCCCCACAGUGCAAGAAAUGCUAUAGAGAUUCUCCUUACUACAGAUGUAAACAAACGGGCUGGUCUGAAAGAGCUGAAAGAGCAUCCAUUCUUUGCGGGUUUGGACUGGGACAACCUCCAGAACCAGGCCAUGCCCUUCAUUCCUCAACCUGAUGAUGAGACAGACACCUCGUACUUCGAGGCGAGAAACACUGCCCAAUGCUUGGCCCUGUCUGGCUUUAGCCUGUAACAGACGCUCACACGUUCAGCUCACUGUUAGCUCACAAUUCCGUGGCACAUUGCUUCAUUAUAGAGAUGUGUUAAGGAUUACUGAUGCAACAACUACCACCUGUGCAACUGCUUUAGCUGAUUUCUAUAGCGGUCUUCCUUCAGUGUUUUCUUUUUGUGAGUCUUUGUUAAUGUUUUAAAAGUGUUACUCCUUGGUUUGUUGGAUUAUUUACCCAGGAGUCAGUUAAUAUGACUCAGAUCAUAUAGCAGUAUUUAGGUGAAAUGGGUAAAUAUGUAGAGGAAUAGAGUUACAGCUUUACUAAAAUAACAGGUUUUAAAGGACGUCUGAAACCAUGUAUACAUUUGCUUAGUGCUUUAUCUUGUGUACUUAUGCCCACAGUUCAGGUUGUGGCAGACAAAAUAGGCACUGAUUCCAGAUCAGGACUCUUAAUUUGUACACUCAGGACUGUUCCUGACAUUGGUCAGAAUGUUUUUAGUGUAUGAGUACUAUGUAUGCAAGGAGAGUAAUAUACUGUUAUAACACUAUUAUGUGUUCUGUCAUCAUAUUGACAUAAAUAUGACUACCGCUUUUAAAUGUCUUCUGCUACUAGUAAUAUUCUUUACUGAUUCCUGCAAGAGAGUAUCUUUAAUGAUCUGUCUGUGCAUUCCUAAUAAUGUGCACUUUCUAUGCAAAAAGCUUUUAUCACUACUUUUCAGUGUGUAACAGAUGUAAAUAGUACCUAUGUUUAAAUAAAAUUCAUUUAAUAUGUC